AUCAAAGAUAUAAUGAUAUUUAACAUCUAGAAAUGGACGAUAAUUAACGUAGCUGAGCCAUCUUUUCAUUUUUCUUUUUCAAUAUAUCGUUGCAUUUGAUUAGUCUCGUCGACAAGCUGAAGCAUUUUCUUAGCAAUCUCGUCAUUUUCUAACGCUACUACUACUUAACAAAAAGCAGUAGAUUAUUAUUAGUGAGAGAGCAUAAAAACAAUGGAAUUUUCAACAUGGAGUUACUUUCAGUUACUUCGUCGAAAAAUCGCUUUCGCUCCCCCAUUAAUUUGGUCUGUUGUGUAUGUUUUUUUUUCAAUCUUUCUUUAAAACCGAAUAGAUCAACGAUGGCAGGGGGUAAAAUAAAAUCUAGAGAUUCCUCAGAAUGACCAAGGAUGAAAGGUUUUCCGAGAACUUUUCUCCUUGAUGUUCUGAAAUUCGGACUAUACAAGUUUCUGUCAAUCACGCCCAUCGAUAACUUUUUGAGAAGAUUGAUAGGAUGAAAAAUGACAUUAUUGCAUCUCCGCCUUUGCGGCGUAGAAUAGACAUUGUGAUCAGAAAACGAUAAUGUCAGCAUCGCUCUCAAUAUGACAACAACAUUUUUAAGCUUUUUAAAUAACAUUUUCUUGUCAAGAAUUUUGUACUGUUUCGAAUGAGAUGGAACUUCAAGUUCACGACGAUAGUCAGCGGCAUACUAGUCAAAGCGCAGUGGAAUUAUUUGCUUUUUUUAUGUGUAUGAUCCUAUACUUUCAGUCAAAUGGAACUAUACAAAGACGGUUGUCGAUGGACAGCUAGAAAUUCUACAUAUACAGUAGAUAGUAGAAUAAUUUUGUUAUUAUAUGUCACAACAAGAAAUUGAUCUAUUUAAUAGUAUUGUUUCAAGAAUAUAAUCAUUCUUCAAUACCAAUUUGAGAGAUGAUACAUUUCCUCAUAUUGUUUUUUGCGGUGCUUACAUAUAUUGUUUUAUUUUGUAAAUGAAAAAUAAGAAUUCAAUUUUCAAAAACGAGAAAACUUUAUUCAGUUAUCAGAUGGAUAAAAUUUGUUACAUGUCAUCAAUGCAUUUGAAAAUAAUAAUUUUAAACCCUGUCUAUCGUUUCCAUUAUUCUCAAUUUGAAACAUUCAAAAAACAAAUUUAGUUAUUCUUUUCGUUUCUUUCUUUCAAACGCGCCAUUCAUACUUCGUAAAACAAUUACCAUGUUAUAUCUUUUUAAAAAGUUUGAUCGAGACAAUCAGAAAAUAAGAUAAUUUUUUUUGUGGUCCUUUGUCUUUUGUUUUUUCUCGUGUUCUUUCGUCCAUCUAAAAUAACGAUGUUACUUAUCAACAUCAGAAUUUGUCUUGUUCUUCUUUUCUUGUGCUGUUAUUCAUUUGGAUAUGUAAAUCGUCCGACUUAUGAUCUGGGUGGACACACUGGUCGAUUUCAAAAAUUGAUUGCUCAUGAUCGUGGUCGUCCAUUCAGAUGUGAUGCAAUAUCAAAGGGGAAAUCGGUGUGGCCCGAAGUUACAGGGUCAAUUGGAAAUCAACUGAGACGUGUUGUUCGACAACCGCCAGCAGCACAUCAACGUCCGUGGAGAAAUUAA
Didymodactylos carnosus is the source of this 1565-nucleotide messenger RNA. Lineage: Eukaryota; Metazoa; Rotifera; Eurotatoria; Philodinida; Philodinidae. The record is from the annotation of a GenBank genome assembly.